Molecule: messenger RNA, 2566 nt
Organism: Macrobrachium nipponense
Lineage: Eukaryota; Metazoa; Arthropoda; Malacostraca; Decapoda; Palaemonidae
Exons: 4
Coding region: 469-987 (172 amino acids)
Source: RefSeq, a predicted model, not a curated record
UUCUGACUGUAUGUUACCCGCGCAUCGCAACUGUGUGUGUUAGGAUAUCGAUAUAUGAUAACUGCGUCUUCCAAGUGUAAACGUUUAGUAAAUAAUGUUUCAAUGAAAGUGCAUGAAAGAAUGUAUAAGACUGGCAAUGGAGAUCGUCUUCAGCAUUGGACAUCCUUGUUUGUGAUCAUUUUUACCACAGGGCGGUGGGCUCCAUCUCCCAGACAUGCCGUUAAACCAGAAGUGAAUGGGACCAUGCGCACCGCCAAGUGGUGUUAGCAGGAACUACAAACGGAACGCGGGUAACUUCUCAAGUUCUCAUUGACGAGCUGCCGCCUGCCUCACAGAUGGUCAUUUCUGUAGAGGCAACUGUCAGGCGUUGCCCAACGUGAGGCUGACGUCAUUUUGGGCGAACUUUAAAAUAAAUCCCAUUCCUCUCGCUACCUGACGAAGGUUUUUACAAUUCUUUCGUCCUUCACAAUGAUGGCAAACGAUGAUAUAAACAGCAAGAUCUUUUACGUCGAAGGACCAGAAGGACAGAGGGUUGUUAUUGUCCCUCCUGGAGUACCGAUCGAAGAAAAGGCAAAGAAGUUGGCGUGUUAUUAUUGCUGCUUCAUCUUUAUGGUUUUGAUGGCAUUCAUUUGUUUACUUUUGGGGAGCGUUUACGCUGGCAUCGACAUUAGUACUGCAAACUCAAUGGGUCAUGAGUAUGGACCUCUGACAUCCGUCGGCUUGAUCUUUUUGGCUAUUUGUGUAUUCUUCAUCGUCGUCAGCAUCAUAUGCUUUCGUAGAGCCGGGAGGACAAAAGCGAAUCAAGUCCUUCAGUACAUGCAUAGGGAUGAUCCCUGGGGUCGCUGGGCCACGGUGGCACGAGAUCGAGAAGAAUAUUAUGGGAUCGGUUACGAGAGGAGAGCCGUAGCACCCAAUUACUCUUUGUCGCACGACACCCCGACCCUGCUACCCUUGAAUCCCACAGGCCAUUCUCCCGGACUCCCGUAAUCACAAAUCAGCACCUUUCGUCACUGAGGGUUUGAAUUCUCUUCAACACGAGCAGCUAAUGAGACGAUUGGUUGAGGAUGUCCAUCAUCUUUGGAUCUUCCACCAAGAAACAGCCAGAAAAAACAGGCACUUUAAAUCCGCUUACAGUGAGCCAAGGUCCUUUCAAUAUCUAAAGGAACUUUAACCUUUACAGAACAAAAUUGUCCUGGAAAGUAAUCUCUGGCAUCUCAGCCAACAUCUCGUUAUAACCCUUUGGUAGAGAUAUUUAUUUUUUUCUUUCUUCAGAUAGUAACGAUUUCACUUACAGUUCAAGAACAGGCAACCGUGGCUGUUACAGGUGUUAAUCUAGAUGAAACUAACUUUUAGUUGUUUUAAAUUUGAUGUGUACAAGUUAUCGUCAGCCGUCAGUUUCUUCGUAGGAGAACUUAUUAAAAAUUAUUUUAAUUUUCACAGGUUUGAAACUUAACACAAUAUAACUUUGAGUUUAAAUAAAGUGGUCCAUCUUCUGAUUCAGUGGAACUAUGAAUAUGCUUAUUUCACAUCUUCUAAGAUGCAUUAGUCUCGGUAUAUUGAUAAGGAUGAUUGACCUUAGUUCUCAAAGACGUAAAGUGAAAAUGUUAACAAAGUAUCACGAAGUAUUUUACAAGUAUUAUUAUUUUCUAGGAAUAAAAUAAUUAGCAGGAAGUGGAACUAUUUUUUAAUAACUUUAUUUUAUCCAUUAUCUUUUUUAUUUGUAUUAUUAAAUGAAACCAAUGAAAUUAGAUAUAUUUCAUUCGGACACCACCUUACAAAAUUACAGCCAUAAUGUAAUAUAUUUACGAACACAAUUCUAUAUCUAAGAGACAAUUAAAACAGCUAUUUAUUGCUCUGUAAAAGUCUUGUGGGUCUCCAUCUUGGAUGAUAAUUGGGAUUCAGGUCCUUAGAGUUUUUAUAUAAUAUAAAAUCUAGGGAACUAAUCCCAAUUUCAAGACCCACCGGGUUUUGGAUGAAUGUUAACAAACGUGUUGUGCCCGGCUUAGUUACUCUAAUUUAACAUGAGUAUGCAUGAGGGUGCAUUCUUUAUUAUACAGAAUUAAUUUUGCAUUUCUGUGUAAUUAUGACGGGAGGUCCCGAUCUGCCUCUUGCUCGCUAUGAAAGUGUCGUAAGAAUUUGAGUUUGGCAGAAUGUAAUCUAUUCGUAAAAGGUUGUAUAGUUGUGUUUUCGUAAGUUUUCUGUGAAAAAGACAACGUGUAUAUAGAUAUUCGUAGUUUAUCAGCGUUCUGAUUACAGCUUGAGAAUUAGGGAAAAAUAGGGUAAUUUAAGACUAUAUUUUAUAUCCUUUCAAGAAAAAUUGGCAGACCUACUUACGUUUUUUUAUACACAACCUGAAAAUUCUUGCAAAGUUUUACACAGAUGUUGUACUUUUUUUAUACUUACAAUGAAUAUUCAUAUUCUCUCCUUAUAAUAUUUUCCUAUAAUUUUGUAUGCCGCAGCAAUUCUACAAAAUCUCUCAUGAAAAUUAAUCUUACCAUAUACCAGAAGCUACUGUUUUGAGCUAGUAUUUAUUUUUGUAUAAAAAUAAAUAAAGGUCUGCCUCGAA